AUGCGUGCUGCUCUCAUCACCGCUCUGGCGUCCGGCGCCAUCGCCGCCCGCCCGUUCCUCAACGAGCCUGAUACCGGCAUCGAGGCUGUCCUGCCCGACCUGAAGGCCGGUGCUCUGCCCGAGCUGAAGGACAUGAUCGGUCUCCCCGACUUCGAAUUUGCUGCCCGCAACUACCUCCCCCUCCAGAACUACACCUACUACCGCAACGGUGCCGCUGGCGAGUGGUCCUACCGCAACAACCUGGAGGUUUACAACCGCUACCGCCUCCGCCCCCGUGUCAUGGUUGACAUCACCAACAUUGAGCAGACCCUCAACACCACCAUCCUGGGCCACAACUUCUCUGCUCCCAUCUUCAUCAGCCCUUGCGCCCGCGCUGGCUAUGGUCACCCUGAUGCCGAGCUUAACUUGAUGAAGGCUGCCGCCGCUGAGAACAUUCUCUACAUGCCCGCCCUUUACGCCUCCAAGACCAUUGAGGAGAUCUCCGCCGUCAAGGCCGAGGGCCAGGUUGCUUUCCAGCAGGUCUACUUGACCGCUAACAACACUGAGACUGAGGCUCUCUUCAAGCGUAUUGAGGAGUCUGGUGCCCAGGGUGUUGUUUACACCGUUGACUCCGCUGCCGACGGCAACCGUCACCGCGCUGCUCGCUUCGGUGUCGGCUCCGCUGACUCCGACUACUCCCUCAUCACCUGGGACGAGUACCACCGCCUCGCCAACAUGACCAAGCUUCCCUUGAUCGUCAAGGGCAUCAUGAGCGUCGAGGACGCCGAGGCCGCCGUUGAGAACAAGGUCCCCGCCAUCAUCCUUUCCAACCACGGUGGUCGCCAGCUUGACGGCUCCCCCUCUUCCCUUGAGGUCGCCCUCGAGAUCUACGAGAAGGACCCCGAGAUCUUCCAGAAGAUUGAGGUCUACGCCGACGGUGGUGUCCGCUACGGCGCUGACGCCCUCAAGCUUCUCGCUCUCGGUGUCAAGGCUGUCGGUCUCGGCCGCCCCUUCAUGUUCGCCAACGUUUUCGGCGAGGAGGGUGUCACCAAGGCUAUCAAGAUCAUCAAGCACGAGCUCGCCAUUGACGCCGGUAACCUCGGUGUUCCCGAUCUCAAGAAGAUCGACGCCAGCUACGUCAAGUGGACCCCCAACAACUGGUACUCUUAA
This is a messenger RNA of Colletotrichum truncatum, 1149 nucleotides long. Its product is annotated as cytochrome mitochondrial precursor. The record is from RefSeq and is a predicted model, not a curated record. Gene Ontology annotation, molecular function: oxidoreductase activity; FMN binding. Lineage: Eukaryota; Fungi; Ascomycota; Sordariomycetes; Glomerellales; Glomerellaceae.